This is a messenger RNA of Trichoderma harzianum CBS 226.95, 774 nucleotides long. RefSeq lists its product as hypothetical. The transcript is spliced from 3 exons. NCBI's taxonomy places the organism in Eukaryota, Fungi, Ascomycota, Sordariomycetes, Hypocreales, Hypocreaceae. The coding region runs from base 1 to 774 and encodes 257 amino acids. Gene Ontology annotation, biological process: translational initiation. Gene Ontology annotation, molecular function: RNA 7-methylguanosine cap binding; translation initiation factor activity. Gene Ontology annotation, cellular component: cytoplasm; eukaryotic translation initiation factor 4F complex. The record is from RefSeq and is a predicted model, not a curated record.
AUGGCUGCCGCUGCGAUUGACACACCGAACAUGGACCAGCAGGUCGACCUUUCCACCAUCCCCAUCUCCCCCAGCGACGGCGAGCACGGGAGCACCGAGGCCAAGGAUGACGGAAAGCCUGUGACUGUGUUCCACGACAAGGACAACUUCACCGUCAAGCACCCUCUCCAGAGCAAGUGGACUCUGUGGUUCACCAAGCCACCCAGCGGAAAGGGCGACAACUGGAAUGACCUGCUGAAGGAGGUCAUCACCUUUGACUCGGUUGAGGAGUUCUGGGGCGUAUACAACAACGUUGCUCCUGUUUCAGAACUUGCUCUCAAGUCCGACUAUCACCUGUUCAAGGCUGGCGUUCGCCCUGAGUGGGAAGACCCCCAGAACAAGCACGGUGGCAAGUGGUCCUACCAGUACAAGGACAAGCGCAAUGUCGACGUCGAUCGCCUCUGGCUCCAGGUCAUGAUGGGCGCCAUCGGUGAGACCCUCGAAGAGGAGGAGGAUGGUGAGGUCAUGGGCGUUGUUGUGAACGUCCGCAAGGGCUUCUACCGUAUCGGUGUCUGGACUCGCACCAUCGGAAAGAGCAUUCCCGGACGAGGCGACGGAGACGUUGCUGGCGGAAAGGGCCGAAGCGGAGAGAAGGGUAAGGACAUUCUCCUGUCUAUUGGUCGGAGAUUCAAGGAUACCCUCGAACUCCCCGCCAACGAGCAGGUCGAGUUCUCUGGCCACACCGACAGCGCCCACGCCGGUAGCACCAGAGCCAAGGCCAAGUACGUCGUGUAA